Molecule: messenger RNA, 1296 nt
Organism: Penicillium lagena
Lineage: Eukaryota; Fungi; Ascomycota; Eurotiomycetes; Eurotiales; Aspergillaceae
Product: casein kinase family protein
Exons: 2
Coding region: 1-1296 (431 amino acids)
Biological process (GO): peptidyl-serine phosphorylation; signal transduction
Cellular component (GO): nucleus; cytoplasm
Molecular function (GO): protein serine/threonine kinase activity
Source: RefSeq, a predicted model, not a curated record
AUGCUAGCAAACUUCAACUUCGAAGCACAUGCCGAGUAUCUUGCCGCGGCCCCCCACCCCCAAAUGGAACAAUCAACAGAGGAGAUUGGGCCUUACAAAUUAAACAGGUGGCUUUGUCUUGGGAAAACUGCAUACGGACAUGACAAGGAGACGCUUGAACAUGUCUAUAUCAAGACAGAAAAAGCAAGCGCACUUAUCGAAUGGGAAGUAUCGACUCUACAGAAACUUUCUGGAGGAAUUGGCAUACCAUCACUCCGCUGGUCUGGUACUGUCGAUGGCCAAAAGGUCAUAGUUACGGACGGUUUUGGUCCUUUCUUAGAGGAGCUAUUCGAUAGAUGCAGCCGCUUUUUUGGCGUUUAUACUCUCGCUCUAUUGGCCGACCAAAUGUUAUCUCGACUAGAGUGGAUGCAUUCGCGACAUAUUAGUCAUGGGAAUUUGAGCCCUUCUUCCUUCGCUGUUGGAAACAUGAGCUGGCAGAUGCCUCAGCUUAUUCUUGCUGAUUUGGGGAACGCGAAUAUUUCAAAUUUAUCAAGCAAACGAGAUCUCGAAGCGGUCGGCAAUAUCAUAUUUUACUUGUCAAGUGGAUCGAAAUCGUGGGAGGAUUUUCGGACACAAAACGGUAUGGGUCAAACGCUCUCGGACCCUCUGAGGUCCUACUUUGCCGCAAUUUCGGAAAGCAAGCUGCGUCCCACAGAUUACGGAAGACUCCGGCAGAUAUUCCGCAAUACAUGUCAGACCUCGUCCACGAUUGCUCUCAUCAAUGAUCUCAUCAUACCGCAAGCAAAUCGUCCAAACCUGAAGUGCUUGGCGACUGCAAGCACAGGUGACCUAUUUGAAGUCCUCGGGUCAAAGCUCUCGGCUGUCGGGGGGAAGGCCAGCCACCUGAUGACUCCGUGGAAGUAUGAACAUGGCGCUUAUCUUUUACGCUGCCUGAAUGAUAUUCUUGCAGUAUACACUGUCCUUCUGAUCCGAGACAGGCCAUCUCGAACUCGCAAGCUUUAUUUGGUGGGAGCUUAUCAUCUUCCAAAUAGACUUUGGAGGGAUCUUCGCUGGUAUAUCUCUGCCGCUCGAAAUGGCUCCACCGCGUUUCAAGAAGCAAUUAUCUUGAACAUUUACAAGUUCAUGGGGCUGAUGCUGGAGAUGGUACCAUGUUAUGACGCGUAUUGGACGAGCUAUCUGUUGGAUCUCACUUGUAUUCUCAUUGACCUGCGCUUGAAUCCCUCUGAAGCAUGGGAAUCAGUUCGGAUCUAUUGGCGUGGUCGUGCUGAAGCUUUGGGUGAAAAGAACGUUCUCUAA